Trichoderma reesei QM6a is the source of this 4578-nucleotide messenger RNA. RefSeq lists its product as uncharacterized. NCBI's taxonomy places the organism in Eukaryota, Fungi, Ascomycota, Sordariomycetes, Hypocreales, Hypocreaceae. Gene Ontology annotation, cellular component: membrane. The record is from RefSeq and is a predicted model, not a curated record. The transcript is spliced from 3 exons. Gene Ontology annotation, biological process: metal ion transport; transmembrane transport. Bases 1 to 4578 code for a protein of 1525 amino acids. Gene Ontology annotation, molecular function: metal ion transmembrane transporter activity.
AUGGAAAUACAGUAUGGGGAGGGGCCGAUUCCAGCGCCUCGAAACCAGCGCGGUCCUCCUCGAGUCAGACAAGCCUCCCGCAAUUCGAAUGCUUCAUCACGGAAACGAUCACCGUUUGAGGAGCAGUCAACAUCAGAAGAUCCCGCAAAAGGCGGAAUUGAGCUAAAUGAGGGACUUGAAACUGACGGCAAAAGGGCUGCGGAGAUUGAGGAGGCUGGUCUAUCUUGCACGGUGGCUCUACCAAGUGACAAUGAACAAGCCCGGCCCUACACAACUCCCACAGAGGCAAAUUCAGUGUGGACAGCAGAGAAGACCUACGACAAGAGGAUUGGCACAACAACUCUCCAUUCGAUUCAUUCCCUACAGUAUUCCAUAGGCGAGAGGGGACUGCCGAAAGUCACACUCUUUUGUCCGCAAGGUCCUGCACGGCACGAGGAAGACGUCUCUCCAGUGCAAGCUAGAUGGCUGGAUAUCCAAAGAGUUGCCAUCCUCCUGCUGGAAACUGUCAAGGAAACAUUUCUCCGACAGGCGGAACAUGGUGCAUACGUCGAGCCUGGUUCAGCUCUGCGGUUCGUUGGCCAGCGUCCACAGGUGCACGACUCGCACAGCAUCAUUGUCACGGACCCCGUCCUUUUCGUUGCGUUUCCGUUUGUGGAACUGGAGUCGUCAAGACAUCACCCUGGGCUCAGCGAAAGAGACGAAUACCACCCUCGCACUCUGCUCCAGAAUCUCUACGGAUUUGAUGUCCUUACCAGCCGUGGCAAGCAGCAAGUUAUCCACAAGAUGUCAGUUUGCAGUCAAUCGAGCGACACCUUGUAUGUGAAGCAGCUGUGGUGUCUACUGAUAGGCUCCGACAUUCUGAUCACCAUGUCAAGCCAGCCGUCGGAGAAGCUUCUUGGUGAGACGAUCAUGAAACGGACCGACUCCCCCAGGCAACCAUUGAGGAUCGAGGUCAUCGACACAUACGGCUCUCAGUGCAGCAUGAGUGUAUCGUUGAAGACAACAUGGGUCGACUUUUUCCGGCAUGUCAUGUUGACCAUCUACGGUAACCUCACCAAGAUCAUGGACUUUGAGCUCGUGGAUGAGACAACCGAGAUUGUGACGGCAGAUAGAUGGGUUGAGAUUGCAAAGUCAACGAAGUCGGACCUGCUUAGAUUCCAGCUCGUUGAACGAAAGAUUCCAACAUCGCGCGCAUCGAGCAUCUCUAGUCGAAAGAGCAGUCGUACAGGCAUCAGAAAGUUGCUAAUGGAUCAUGCAUAUCAUGACAGAAGUCGCGAUUCAUCACGCCGUCAUAGACGCAGAGAAAGCUAUGACGAGGCCUCAUCGUCCAGCGAGGGCUCGAUAGUCUUGAAGAAGUCAUCAAGUCCAGCUUGGCCUCGCUCACAACGACAUCAAACAUCUUUCUUUGAUACUGCCGCGCUCAAAGAAUUGGCCAAAAAGAAGGAACGAGACGGCGAUAGGAAGAGCGAGGAGUAUCUAAAUGUAAUCAUUCGUGGCCGUGGCUCGCAAUCUACUCCUACUGUCUUCACCUUGGACAGCAGCGAUGAAAAAGCUUCAACAGAAGACGAAGCUUCACGACACAGUGCAAUUACUGCAGUGCCGCAGCUAUUGUCGCCGUCGACCACCAAGGAUGGCGAUGAACAUCACAAGCAGUUACCCAGUUCGGAUGUCCCAUCUUCAGAUCACCACAAACAGCUUCCAGAAGACAAAGCAGAAGAAGGAAAGACAACCAACGACAGAGCAGCCGCCGUGCAGCUCGAAGAGGCUCCAUCCCAGUCACAAGGCGAAGAUGAACAAGUAACUUCUAAAGAAACACCCAAAGAAACCAUUCCUCCUUCGCCAAACAAAGAGAGAAGCAAUCAGAGCCCUAGUGCUCAAGUUGUUGUCAAUGCUUCAAUCGAACCCAUCAAUCGCCCAACAAGCUAUCGAAAAGUCACGAUAGAGGACGAAGCCGAGACGGAACUUCACGACGCCAAUAGUCGCAUGAACAAUGAUUGGGAUCAUAAUCCCUGGAUAUAUGAGUUUAUUGAGGCAGAACCUGAGGAUGAUGAAGUGCUGGAAGACAAGGAAGACACUUCAGAUCAGUCAUGGCCCCAAACCCGCCCGGCUCGAGCAAACACGCCGCAGAGACGCUAUCCAUAUGAUAUACGCCGGAGUUAUUCCUACAGAAAGUUUCAUUCACAGCUACGCUCUCCCUCAAGUUCAAGUGACGAUUUGUUCCCUCGACGGGGGAGAAGUCGUACACAGAGAAGACGACUUCGGAGGGACGAUACACACUCAUCACGGAAUUCCUCUUCUUGGCGCGGGGUACGUUUUGAGUCAAAUAGCCAGCACUCCAGUGGGCGUGAGACUCUCGAGAUGUCACCCUACGGCAGUUCGAAUGCCACCAAAGUCGAGGUCUCAUCAGUGAGAGCAUUUGCAGUGCCGUUCUUCUACUGGAGACAAAGCGGCAUGCUGGGCGAGGAGUCGAAUCCAGAACUAAUAGAUCAGAGUGUGAUCAGACUCCUUGACCAUAUUGACGAACUCAUCUGUGACGAUCCAGUUGGCAAGUACUAUUCGAAUGUUGCAGAGUUUACCAUGGACGACGUUUUAUUGAGACAGGAGUGCCUCGACGAAGCCGCCCCCAUAAGUAUCGGAAUGAAUUCCCCUCCUUCGACUAAAACUGAAGGGAUUGGAGAGCAAGCCAGUCCCAACCAAAAUAAUGAUAAUGCCGGCGAUUUAACAGAUGCGUCGCCAUGUCGAGGCUUCCAAGAAAAUACGCAGUUCAUCCAGACGAAGGCAAUUGGCCUCAUAAGCCACGACAAGACACUCGUAAAGCAACUGGUCGGAAUGAGCCAGCAAAUUGUUUGGUCAUUUGUACCGCACACUGGCGGAGCGGUAAUACAUACUCUGAUGAAGCGGUUCUGGGGAUGUGUGGAUCGAAUUUGUCUGCAACUCCUCUGGGAUGAAAACGAGAGAGGACAGGACGCUGAACACACAUACAUUAUCCGAAAUUUCUCAAGCCAGGUCAAAGAAUACAACUCUAGGAGACGGAAGCCAUCCGUAGGCAAGAUUCACUACUUGGAUUGCGAGGAUUGCAAGGCUGCCAAGCCGUAUUCUUCCGCUGAGAGUGCUCUGGAGCAUAUACACGCAAAGCAUAUGGAAUGCCCGCACAGCGAGUCGGGGAGGCCAUACGACGAUCCUUGCUAUGCGUGGCUGCAUCGCAUUUGGCAUGACAGCUACCCCAUGAGAAGUUCACAAGAUGGACUCCUUGGCAUUGUCGAGGACUUUAUCGAGGAGCUUUCCGACAUCAGCAUGUAUGUGAGAGAGCUGCUCAAUAUGACUGCACGGGACUCUUCAACGGCGGAUACGCCUCCUCUUACGAUCAACACCAUCCACAUCUUUCAGCAAAUUGUCAAGAUCUUUGUCUUUCGCUCAAAGCAGCUGUCUCUUAUCAACCGGCGCCGCACCAUUUCUGCAGAAGAUUCCUCAGGGAACAUUCGGCUCAUCCAACGCAUUGAUCGCAAAAUAGAAGAGCUAUCCUCACUAGAGAUCGACGCCAAUGACCGCAUCAUAGACCUUUCCGAAAGCGCCAAAAAAGACAUUUUCAUGUCUGGAAUUGGGUCUGCUUCUGAGACUCCUCAGGCGGAAACUGUUCGAGUACAGUUUCUUGCCCUAGCAUUGAUGUCAUGUUACCAGAGGCCCCUACUGCAGUCGUCGUACGCAGGGUCUUCUUAUGCCAAAGACACGCUUUUGCAGCUGUACAGAGAUUACACAUCUCGCCUUCACUUUCAGGCAAACAACCGUCCGAGGAAGCGCGUCUUCUUGGACAUUCAUGGCCUUGACGAAGAGCUUCAAGCACUGGAUAAACUGUUAGGCAGCCAGGAGAUCUGUCUCUACAACACGCUUACACUCAUCGACCCUCUUACCUCUCGCUACACGACCAAAACUCGGCUGAGGGAGUUCCGAGUUGAGCUGCCAUAUGGAAACAAUAUGCUGCGUGGCAUCAUCAACAGAAGGCGAGAGAUUGAGAAUCUAGCGACAAGACUCCGAAUUCUCAAGGAUCAAGUCAAACAAACGAUUGAGAUCUUGGAAGAAGAUCACGGCAAAGCCAUCAGAGUCUUCACGGUGGUGACCUUAUUCUUCUUGCCGCUCUCAUUCGUUUCAAGCUUCCUGGGAAUGAACACGGUAGACGUAAGGGAUACAGAGUAUAGCCAGCGCAUCUUUUGGUUAACCGGAGUGCCGGUUACGGUAGCGGUCUUGUCGGUGGCAUUCGCCUACGGCUACAAAGGAGAAGAGAUCAUUGACUGGAUAAGUCACGUACUACAAGACAAAAGACGCCGGACGCCCACAUGGGGCGAGAAUAGAGAUGCCGGCGACCGGACGUCGCUUGAGGCAGGAUGGAGAGACUUGGUUCCAAUGACGGAGCCGAAGCAACACACGGCCCGUCGCCGACGCUUGACGACUCUCAUGAGAGGUAGAUCAAGCGAAUCCCGUGGCGAUAUUGAGAAUUUGCAGAUGGAAGAUCCUGGUGGAAAAGUCUGGAUCGAGAGACGGAACACGGAUGAUAGCUUGGCGCCUAUACGACGGAGAGGAUAG